UACAUAUUACAAAAUUAAAGAAAGAUAUCGUAGCAACGGAGGUCCCUCCUCAUAGAUUUCGUGACUUACCCAUGCUCUUGGCAUUCAGGCCGCCUUGAAUAAGCUUUGUUGCUAAGCGCAUGGUUUUCACGCCUCCUAGCAGAAGAAACACCCCUGACAAGCAGGUGGCAUAGGAGCGUAGCUGAAAUUGAACCAGGUGAGGACUACGACUGAGCACAUUUGCCAGCGGCAUCAUGCCAAACACCUGGGCCAGGCACAGAUCUGAAAGAAGAACCGAGUGAGUUCUUGAAGUUCUUUCAAGUCGCAAAAUAUGCCCACAUGGCCGUAUGGCCCGAUGGAAUGUGUCCAGCUGCUCCAAGUCCGCAGCAUUGCCAGCGCAGCGCCACUUUUUCUCAAUUGCGGCGCGUUGCUGUCGCCGCUUCGCCUUCAACAGCCUCAAAAUGUUUCGAUCCCAUUCGAACGGAUGUUUAAGCACAGAGUGCCGCAUGCUGACUAAGUGCCUAAUCAAGCGCCAUAAAAAUGCACAGGUGUUUUUCUCAUUAGCUCCUAAUUAUUGUUUACAACAACCAACUCCCACGCAGCGCGUGUUAACUGCGCUUUUAAACUGCAAUUUCCCCUGGCCAGAGUGACCAGCAAUUCUAAAAAUACAUUUCCCGGUUGAGGCCCGCAUAGACGCAGGCGCUCCGGGUCAGUGCUCAAAUGGCCAGCGACAUGGACGGACAGGCCACUUGGAAAUUACGCCCGAAAACCAUGGCUAAAGGCACCCAGAAUAAAAAUUUAGACGAGGGCAAUUUCGACUUUGGUAUCAUAAAGAGUGAGACAAGCACGGACUAUGCUCAAUUGGAUUUAUUUCAUCGAGCAGCUUCUCCCAUCAUGCUACUGGCUCAGUGCUUUGCCAUAAUGCCACUGACUGGCAUCAGGCGGGCAAGUCCGCGGCACGUGCAUUUCCGCUUCAAAUCGGUGCCGAUGAUUGUGACGGUGAUAUUCAUGAUGGCCAGCUCGGUGCUAACGCUAAGUAUGCUGAAGUUUCUGCUCAACAUAGGCGUUACAGCAAAGAAUUUCGUGGGUCAGGUGUUCUUCACCUGUGUGCAGUGCGCCUGCAUUCUAUUCAUCGACUUGGCGCGCCGAUGGCCGCCUCUGAUUCGCUACUGGACGCGCCUGGAGCUAAUCUUCACCAAGCCCCCCUACGAGGUGCUCAAGAGGAGCCUGUCACAGCGCGUGCGACAACCUGCAUUUAUUCUAAUAGCCCUGUCGCUGGUGGAGCAUGGUUUGUAUCUCUCCUCUGCCAUUGUCAGCUAUAAGCAGCGCGUCUACUACUGUACUGAAAAUCACAAUGCAACCAUGGGUGUAUCAUUUGAUGAUUACAUCAAAUUGAACUAUGACUAUGUGUUUAUACUACUGCCCUACACUAGAUUUUUCGGCAUCUAUGUUUUGGUGGUGAAUGGCACCUGCACUUUCAUAUGGAACUACAUGGAUCUAUUCAUCAUGAUGAUCAGCAGGGGCUUGGCCUAUCGCUUCGAGCAGAUUUCGAAGCGCAUUUGCCGACUGGAGCAUGAGGAUCGUGUGCCAGAGACGACAUUCAUGGAGAUCCGCGAGCACUACGUGCGCAUGUGUGAGCUCCUGGAGCGCGUGGACGAUGCUCUGUCCAGCAUCAUUUUGUUGUCCUGCGCAAACAAUUUGUACUUUGUGUGCUGUCAGCUGCUCAACAUAUUCAAUAAGUUACGCUGGCCCAUCAACUAUAUCUACUUCUGGUACUCUAUGCUCUACCUGGUGGGUCGCACGGCCUGCGUGUUCCUCACGGCAGCCACCAUCAACGACGAGUCGAAGAGUGCGCUGAGCGUGCUGCGUCGCGUCUCCAGCAAGAAUUGGUGCGUGGAGGUCGAGCGGCUCAUAUUCCAGAUGUCCACGCAAACCGUUGCCUUGUCCGGCAAGAAAUUCUAUUUCCUAACCCGCAGGCUGCUCUUUGGGAUGGCUGGCACUAUAGUUACCUACGAGCUGGUGUUGCUGCAAUUCGACGAGCCCAACCGCCGCAAGGGCUUGCUGCCCCUGUGCGCUUAUGCUCUGCUGCCCGUGAGUAAUAUACGCUCCGUCGAUGUAAACAAGAUUCGAUUCAACUGGCGGAGUCCACGCGUAAUUUACUCGGCCACCAUUUUCCUACUCAACCUGUGCGAAUUCGGUGCCGUCUUGAAUUAUGUCAGCAGCGUCGGCGUCACCUUUCACACGUCCAGCUCGCUGGCGCUCUACAUCGUGUGCCUGCUGGAGCACCUGUUCUUCUGGAGGUUGGCGUUCAACUGGCACAGCAUCAUGCGACACUGGCACCGCGUGGAGCAGCUGUUCCUCAGCGUGCCCUAUCGCUUCUACGGCGAGUACAACAUGAAGCGGCGCAUCAAUAUUGUUGUGGGUCUCGUUAUGUCAUCUGCACUGGUGGAGCACUGCCUGCUGCUGGCCAACUCCUUCCACCUGAGCAAUCUGGAGCGCACGCAAUGCAACAUUAAUGUCAGCUACCUGGAGAGCAUCUACAAGUGGGAACGACCGCAUCUCUACAAAGUACUGCCCUACCACGUCUGGCUGCUGCCUCUGCUUGAGUGGGUCAAUGAGACCAUUGCCUAUCCGCGCUCCUUCACCGACUGUUUCCUCAUGUGCAUUGGCAUCGGGCUGGCUGCGCGCUUCCACCAGCUGCACCGCCGCAUUGCCGCCGUGCACCGCAAGGUGAUGCCUGCCGUAUUCUGGACAGAGGUGCGGCAGCAUUACUUGGCCCUGAAGCGUCUAGUGCGCCUGCUGGACUCGGCUGUAGCUCCUCUCAUACUCUUGGCCUUUGGCAAUAACAUGUCAUUCAUAUGCUUUCAGUUGUUCAAUACUUUCAAAAAUAUCGGUGUGGAUCUCAUUGUCAUGGUAGCCUUCUGGUAUUCGCUAAUCUUUGCUAUUAUCCGCACAACUCUGACCAUAUUUAUCACCUCCUCAAUAAACGAUUUCGAGCAGAAAAUCAUUACCGAUCUUCGUGAUGUGCCCUCAAAGGCGUGGACCCCAGAGGUUCAGCGCUUCAGCGAACAGCUAGGCAACGAUAUGACCGCCUUAUCGGGCAAUGGAUUCUUCUAUGUGACCCGGCAACUCAUUCUGUCUUUUCUUGGCGUGUUUCCCGUGUCCGGUGUCUGGCCCAGCUCGCCCGCUGAGAAUGUACGCUUUCGCUGGUUUUCGGCGUCGCUGGUGCUCAGUGUCGUCAUAUUGGCCUUUGCCAUCAUGGAUCUCGGACUCUCCUCUAAAGUGGUGAUUGAUCAGGGGCUUAAGAUCUACACUAUAGGUUCUCUAAGCUUUAGCGUGAUUUGCAUUGCCUGUUUGUCCAUUUUCCUGUCUCUGUCGCAUCGAUGGCCGUACCUCAUCCGGCGGACUGCGCAGUGCGAGUUGGUCUUCUUGCAGCCCGACUACGAUUGCCAUUUGGGUCGGCAAUUCGGACGCCGCUUGCGCCUCUGGGGCGUGGGCAUGCUGCUGGCCGCCCUCUGCGAGCACUUCACGUACGUGGGUAGCGCCCUGUAUGGCAACUAUCAACAGAUACACGAGUGCAAGCUGGACGUGGACUUCUGGCUGAACUACUUUCAGCGGGAGCGACAGGAGCUCUUUUCGGUGUUUCAGUUCAAUGUGCCGCAGGCGCUCUUCAUUGAGUGGACCACUCUGGCCAUGACCUUCGUGUGGAACUUCGUGGACAUAUUCCUGACCCUGAUCUCUCGCGGCCUGCAGUUCCGCUUCCAGCAGAUGCACUGGCGCAUACGGCGCCACUCCACCCAGCCGAUGCCCAGCGAGUUCUGGGAGCAGCUGCGCUACGAUCUGCUGGACCUUUGCGAUUUGCUAAGGCUGUACGACAAGGAACUCUCUGGCAUGGUGGUUCUCGCCUGUUCCCACAACAUGUACUUCGUCUGUGUGCAGAUCUAUCACAGCUUUAAGGCGAGGGGCAACUUCAUGGAUGAGCUGUACUUUUGGUUCUGCCUGAUUUACGUGAUAGCUCGCGUGUCCAACAUGAUGUUUGCUGCCUCUUCGAUUCCCCAAGAGACUCGGCAGAUAUCGUACACCCUCUUUGAAAUACCAACGGAAUACUGGUGCCUGGAGCUGAGGCGGAUACAGGAGAUCAUAUUGACAAACCGAUUUGCCCUGAGUGGAAAAGGGUAUUUCUUUUUAACCAGACGCCUCAUUUUUUCGAUGGCCGCCACGCUGAUGGUCUACGAGCUGGUGCUAAUCAAUCAAAUGAGUGGCUCCGAGGCAAACAGAUAUUCAAUUGGCCGGGCUGGCAGUAAAGAGAAACCCACCUUUCAGUUGUUGACUUUGACUACUCGGGCACAGAACAUGGCCAGGACUGUGGGUGAUGCGACGAGGCGUCGCAAAAGCUUGAGCCUAAUCAAUUUCUGGCGUGGGGCACGCGUUGACUGCGAGUAAGUGGGAAGCCUAAUAAAGUCAUCUGUGUCGAGAAUUGACUGUAGCUCCAAUUCAAAUAGCGCGCAAUCGAAUGCGGCUUUUAAUCAAAAGCUGAAUUUUCGAGCAAAACGUAGACAAAAUGCCGAAAAAUUCGUUCCACACAAGGUCAAGCGAAUCCUUCAACGCGCUGAUAGAGAAAGCUAUGUGCACAAUGGCUCAUUUCUAGAGGCCAUCAAGCCAGUGUUGAUCAUCGCUCAAAUCUUUGCGCUGAUGCCUGUGAGAGGCAUUUCGUCAAAGUACGCCGAGGACUUGAGCUUUCGCUGGCAGAGCUUUCGGUCCUAUUAUUCCCUAAUUGUGAUUGUAUUGUUUGGCAUUUCGUCUGGGUUUAAUGCGAUGUUUGUGAUACUCGUGAACUUCGACUUUGAUUCGGUGGAAACGCUCAUCUUCUACGCCUCCAUAUUUGCCAUCUCGGUGGCCUUCUUCCAGCUGGCCAUGAAAUGGCCAUCGGUGGUUUUGGAGUGGCAAAUGGUCGAGUCCCAGCUGCCAAUGCUGCGUACAGAGCGCGAACGUGCUGCAUUGGCCUCGCACAUCCGUAUGAUUAUUAUGAUAGCCAUAGGGUGCUCGUUGGUGGAGCACCUGCUGAGCAUGCUGUCCAGCUUGUACUAUGUGAACGCGUGUCCCGUUAUGCCGAAUCAGCCCAUCAACAGCUACUUGCUCAUCAACUUUUCCAUGUUUUUCCACUUCGUCGACUACACUCCGCUUCUGGGAUUAAUUGGGAAAGUGAUCAAUGUGCUGGCCACUUUUGCCUGGAGCUUCAACGAUAUUUUCGUGAUGGCCGUCAGCGUUUCUCUAGCGGCACGAUUCCGGCAGCUAAACGAUCAUAUGCUCCGUGAAGCUCGAUUGCCGACUAGUGUUGAGUUCUGGAUACAAAAUCGGAUUAGCUUUCGCAAUCUCUGCAAGCUGUGCACCGUCGUGGAUGAUGCCAUAUCAGCUAUAACGCUGCUCUGCUUUAGCAACAAUCUGUAUUUUAUAUGCGGCAAAAUUUUAAAGAGCCUGCAGAAGAAACCUUCUGCAUCGCACACAGCAUAUUUCUGGUUCUCGCUGAGCUACUUGCUGAGUCGCACUCUGAUACUCUCGCUUUAUAGCGCCAGUGUCAAUGAUGAGUCCAAGCGACCUUUGGCCAUCUUUCAACUGGUGCCAAGGCCCUACUGGUGCACUGAGCUAAAGCGCUUCUCGGAGGAGGUUCACAUGGACCAGGUGGCCCUAACGGGCCUGAAGCUCUUUCGACUGACCCGAGGCGUUGUCAUAGCGGUGGCUGGCACGAUUGUGACCUACGAGCUGAUAUUGCUGCAAUUCAACAAGGAGGACAAAGUUAAUGACUGCUAUGAGCACUGAGCUCGGGCGAGCUACACCCAAUUUGUACUUUAUUUGUAUAUGUCACGAUAAACUAUCAAUUAUAGAUUAGUGCAAAACAACAGGUG
Drosophila mojavensis is the source of this 5882-nucleotide messenger RNA. RefSeq lists its product as uncharacterized. The record is from RefSeq and is a predicted model, not a curated record. Lineage: Eukaryota; Metazoa; Arthropoda; Insecta; Diptera; Drosophilidae. Gene Ontology annotation, molecular function: sweet taste receptor activity. Gene Ontology annotation, cellular component: membrane. Gene Ontology annotation, biological process: sensory perception of sweet taste; detection of chemical stimulus involved in sensory perception of taste. The transcript has 23 exons.